GAGGAGAGGGAGAGAAAAGAGAGAGAGAGAGAGAACUGGACAGAGGCAAAGGCACAGCAGCAGCUCUGAGCUCACUGCAACUUUACAUCCACUGUGAAAGAACAACUUACCUUCAAAUAGAGACAACCGACGCAGAAACAACCGAUUCCCCAUCGUCACUGCAAAAAAAAAUAAGUGGAUGUGCAUUCAUUUACCGAGAAUUAACUCUUAUAUUAAAUACAGGACACUUGAGAGAGAGAGAGAGAGGGAGAGAGAGAGAGAGAGGGAGAGAGAAUUACCAGAAUGAGCCCGGGACACACUCUCUAUAUAUUUUACACACUGUACUUCACGGAUGCAAUAGUUUCAGGUUUCGAGGCUUUCCUGGAGGAAACCGAGAUCGUUUUCCCAGCCGUUCUGCAGGACGGCAAACCGCGUCCUUUCCACGCCAUUCUGGCAGAUCCCGGGAUCACUUCCCGGGAAGUCCGCUCCAUCUCCAACGUGGACGAGUACGAAUCCCAGGAGUUUUACCCGCGGGAGCUGCAGCCUCCUGCACCGCCCGGCGCUGGCGACAGCAGCAGCGAUCUGAGGAUCCCGGCUUUCGGCAGGGAGCUGUACCUGAGCUUACGGCGGGACAGCCGCUUCCUCUCGGGAAGCUUCACGGUGCACAGCCGCAGGAGCCGACACCACAGCUCCGUGCGCUCCUACCGCGGGGAGCACGCCUGCUACUACAGCGGGUAUGUGCACAGCAACAGCGGCUCACUCGCCUCCUUCAGCACCUGCGGGGGACUGAUGGGGUUCAUUCAGCUUAAUGAAGAAUUUAUAUUUAUUGAACCUCUCAAUCACACCUUGGCUGUAACAGGAUACGCCCACCGUGUAUACAGGCGAAAGAGGUCUAUGGAUGAGAAAUCUGCAGAAAAACUUAUCUCACAACCAUCCUGCGGAGUGUUUACAGAAAAAAGAAAGACCAAAGCUCGGAAACAAGCGGACACUGGAAGAGGAAAGAGAUACACAUAUAAAUUAUCCCAUGACUAUAAUGUUGAGACCCUGGUUGUUGCGGACACUGCAAUGGUCAACUAUCAUGGAGCGGAUGCAGUCAGAAGGUUUAUUCUGACUGUGAUGAACAUGGUGUUCAAUCUAUUCCAGCACAAAAGCCUGGGCAUACAAAUGAACCUUCGGGUGACAAAACUUGUUCUGCUUCACGAGACCCCGGAAGACCUUUAUAUAGGCCAUCAUGGAGAAAAGAUGCUAGAGAGCUUCUGUAAAUGGCAACAUGAAGAAUUUGGAAGAAAGAAUUAUCUCCACAGUGAUAUGUCCAGUAGCUGGAGGGAAGAUCUGCCAGCUGUUGAUUCAGCUAUCUUGAUAACAAGAAAAGAUUUUUGCGUACAGAAAGAUGAACCAUGUGAUACUGUUGGUAUAGCGUAUCUUAGUGGGAUGUGCAGUGAAAAAAGAAAGUGUGUGCUUGCUGAAGACAAUGGACUCAAUCUGGCCUUUACGAUUGCUCAUGAAAUGGGUCACAAUAUGGGAAUGAAUCACGACAAUGAUCAUCCACCCUGCGCAAAUGGCCUGCACAUCAUGUCUGGGGAGUGGAUUAAAGGACAGAAUCUGGGAGACGUAUCAUGGUCCCGGUGCAGCAGAGAUGACCUUGAACGAUUUCUCAGAUCGAAAGCCAGCAACUGCUUACUGCAAACAGACCCUCAGAGUUUAAACUCAGUGAUGCUGUCUUCCAAGCUGCCAGGGAUGAUCUACACAGCAGAUGAACAGUGUCAGAUCCUCUUUGGGCCUACGGCUUCUUUCUGCAAGGAAAUGCAGCACGUCAUGUGUACUGGACUGUGGUGUAAAGUGGAUGGGCACCAGGAGUGUAAAACCAAGCUGGACCCACCGCUGGAUGGAACUGAGUGCGACCCUUGACAGUGGUGUAAGGUGGGCGAAUGUGUCAGCAAAACACCUCUCCCUGACUAUGUAGACGGAGACUGGAGCACCUGGAGUAUCUGGAGCACUUGCAGUAGAACAUGUGAUACAGGAGUCAACUUUCGUCAGCGUAAAUGUGAUAAUCCUAGGCCGGGUCCUGAAGGCAAGGAUUGCCAUGGAGCUUGUGUACAAUACAAGAUAUGUGAGAAUUCUCCGUGUCCUGGAGGAGUGCCUGUGUUUCGGGAUUUGCAGUGUCAAUCAUUCAACAGGCCCUCGUACCAGAAGCAUUUGUUGCAGUGGUAUGCCGUCACUGAUGAAGAAAAGCCUUGUGCACUGUUCUGCUCUCCUCUGGGGAAAGACCAGCCUAUGUUGAUCUCCGAGAAAGUGCUUGAUGGAACGCCAUGUGGUCCACAUGAAUCAGACAUCUGUGCUAAUGGCACAUGCUGGAAAGUUGGCUGUGAUGGCAUACUCGGGUCCUCAGCAAGAGAAGAUCACUGUGGUGUGUGCAAUGGGAAUGGAAGAUCGUGUAAAGUCAUCAAAGGAGAUUUUAAUCACACCAGAGGGGCAGGCUAUGUUGAGGCUCUGGUGAUACCUGCAGGAGCGAGGAGGAUUCGAGUCGUCGAGGAAAAGCCAGCACACAGUUAUCUUGCUCUCCGAGACACUAGUAAACAUUCCAUCAACAGUGACUGGAAGAUUGAACAUCCAGGAGCCUUUAACAUAGCCGGAACAACAGUGUAUUACGUUAGACGAGGAUUUUGGGAAAAGAUUUCUGCCAAAGGUCCAACCACAUCUCCUCUUCAUCUGCUGGUGCUGCUAUUUAAUGACCAGAAUUACGGCAUUCACUAUGAAUACACAAUUCCAAUUGAGCCAGUUCCUGGAAACCAAAGUGCAAAGGCCAGUGCGCCUCUUUUUAUGUGGACUCACUCUGGUUGGGAGGAUUGCGGUGCCAUGUGUGGAGGAGGAGAAAGAAAAACCAUGGUGACAUGCACGAAAAUCAUGAACAAAACUACAACUGUUGUGGAGAACAGGAAAUGCAAACAGCUGAGUAAACCAGAGCCACUGAUCCGAAAGUGCAAUCAUCAACCAUGCCAGACCAGGUGGUUGAUGACUGAAUGGACCCCGUGUUCGCGGACCUGCGGGAAAGGAAGCCAAAGCAGACAAGUGGCCUGCACCCAGCAGCUGAGGAAUGGAACCCUGAUCAGAGCUAGAGAAAGAGACUGUCCGGGAUCAAAACCUGCCACAGUACAGCGGUGCGAGGGUCAGGACUGUCUGACGGUAUGGGAGGUUGGCAUAUGGUCAGAGUGCUCAGUGAAAUGUGGCAAAGGGGCUCGCCAUCGGACCAUAAAGUGCACGAACCCGCGCAAGAAAUGCGAUUUAUCCACACGUCCAAAGGAGGCGGAAGACUGUGAGGAUUAUUCUAAAUGCUACAUCUGGAGAACAGGAGAUUGGUCCAAGUGUUCAGUUACCUGUGGAAAGGGAAUGCAAUCAAGAGUGAUCCAGUGUAUGCACAAAGUGACUGGAAGACAUGGACAUGAUUGUUUCCCAUCAGAAAAACCUGCAGCCUAUAGACCCUGCCACAUGCAGCCCUGCAAUGAAAAAGUCAAUGUGAAUACCAUCACAUCUCCCAGACUAGCUGCAUUGACAUUCAAGUGUUUGAAGGACCAGUGGCAAGUCUAUUGCAAAAUAAUUCGAGAGACAAAUCUUUGUCAGGACAUGCGGUGGUAUCAACGCUGCUGUGAGACCUGUAGAGACUUCUAUGCACAAAAGCUACAGUACAAGAGUUGACAUCUUGCAUUGCAUGAACACUGAACUUAUUUUUAUAAGUACAAUCUAAUUUAUGAAAAUGCAGAACUACAACUUGUUUAGA
Molecule: messenger RNA, 3754 nt
Organism: Callorhinchus milii (elephant shark)
Lineage: Eukaryota; Metazoa; Chordata; Chondrichthyes; Chimaeriformes; Callorhinchidae
Product: A disintegrin and metalloproteinase with thrombospondin motifs 19
Exons: 24
Biological process (GO): extracellular matrix organization; proteolysis
Cellular component (GO): extracellular matrix
Molecular function (GO): metalloendopeptidase activity
Source: RefSeq, a predicted model, not a curated record